Paramecium octaurelia is the source of this 792-nucleotide messenger RNA. Lineage: Eukaryota; Ciliophora; Oligohymenophorea; Peniculida; Parameciidae. The record is from the annotation of a GenBank genome assembly.
AUGGCUAAAGUGAAAAUAAGAAUUAAUGUAAAACCCCCUACAUUAACCCAACCUAAAAUUUCAGCUAAGCUUUUGUCUUAAUUAAAUUUGAUUAUGUCGUAAACUGAAAAGAGUUAAACAUUAAGCAUGAUCAAAAGUUCUGUGCUAAAUAUUUUUUAAUUUUCAUAUUUAUUUUUAAAAGGUUUAUAAAUCUAAAUAUAUAAAGCAAAAGUUCCUGAUAAACAACCUGUUAUUAGACACUAAGCCCCAAAAAGAUCUUAAAAUAAAACUAAAUUCACAAUGAAUAGGGUUUUUUUAAUCAAUAAUAUGGUAAAGUAUUAUUUAGAAACUUAUUUUAAAUUAUUAUUAAUUCCUUCCACUAAGACUUUUAAUACCUUGGGCACUUCAUCUUUUUUGCUUAGAUAAGAAAAAAAUAGUGUGAUUAGAAGUAAAUUAAUUUGUAAUGUCAUCAGGGCUAAUAAUGAAAUGGUUGAAUUUAAACUAUUAUCUGUGUUAUAAUUUGCAAUUUAUAAAAUAGAUGCAAAGGUUAAUUCAUAAAAAUUAGAAGUAAAAAUUCUAAUUAAUCCAGAGUAAAUGAAAUACUAAUAUUGUCUUCUUGCUAUCUUCUAUAAAAAAAAAAUAGAUCUGGAAAUUCGAAAGAAUUUAUCAUAAUAAUUGUAAAAAAUAGCUGGCCAAUUUUAAUAUUUGAUAAUGAUCAGAAAUUUAUAGAAGAAAUAUGAGAAGAUAUAAUAAGCAAAUCCGAUGAUCACAACAACUACAAAUGUUUGCAAAUUGUUUAAAAGUAACAAUUGA